GUUUUGCAUUCUCUCUCUCUCUCUCUAAAUUACAUAUUCAUUCAGUCAAGUGGUGAAAGCCAGAGGUAGAUCAUGGAAAAAUCACACCCAGUGGAGGCCUUUGGAUGGGCAGCAAGAGACACAUCUGGUGUCCUCUCUCCUUUCCAAUUUUCCAGAAGAGCAACUGGAGAAAAAGAUGUGGCGUUUAAGGUGUUGUAUUGUGGGAUCUGUCACUCCGACCUUCAUGCAAUCAAAAAUGAAUGGGGCAACACCAGCUAUCCUUGCCUUCCUGGGCAUGAGAUUGUGGGUGUAGUAACUGAGGUAGGUAGCAAGGUACAAAAAUUUAAAGUUGGAGACAAAGUUGGGGUGGGAUGUAUGGUUGGAUCAUGUCACUCCUGCGACAGUUGUGGUAACGAUCUUGAAAACUACUGUCCCAAACUAUUACUCACCUACAAUUCCACAUACUAUGAUGGAACUCCAACCUAUGGAGGUUACUCUGACAUCAUGGUGGCUGAUGAGCACUUUGUGAUUCGCAUCCCUGACAACCUUCCUCUUGAUGCUUGUGCUCCUCUUCUUUGUGCUGGGAUCACAACUUAUAGCCCUCUAAGAUACUUUGGACUAGACAAGCCUGGUAUCCAUGUGGGUGUGGUUGGUCUUGGUGGGCUUGGCCAUGCAGCUGUGAAAUUUGCCAAGGCUUUGGGUGUUAAAGUAACAGUGAUCAGUACUUCUCCUGCCAAGAAGAAGGAAGCUGUUGAAAGGCUUGGUGUAGAUUCAUUUUUAGUUAGUCAUGACCCAGAUCAGAUGCAGGUUGCUAUGGGCACGAUGGAUGGUAUUAUAGAUACUGUUUCUGCACCUCACCCUCUCCUACCAUUAAUUGGUCUGUUGAAGUCUCAUGGAAAGCUUGUCUUGGUUGGUGUACCAGAGAAGCCACUUGAGCUUCCAGUCUUUCCCUUGAUCAUGGGGAGGAAGAUAGUGGCUGGGAGUGGCAUUGGAGGCAUAAAAGAGACGCAAGAGAUGAUAGAUUUUGCAGCAAAACACAACAUAACGGCUGACAUCGAGGUGAUACCAAUGGACUACGUGAACACUGCAAUGAAGCGUCUUGCGAAAGCCGAUGUUAGAUAUCGAUUCGUGAUUGAUAUAGGGAAUACAUUAAAAAUCACUUAAUCUUCUUGACACUUGACUUUGAAUUUUACUUUUAUUUUAGAAGUGUGUCAUGUUGUUGGAUAUAGAUAUGCAGAGAUUUUAGAGUCUUGAAGUUUUAAACUUAAUUUGCCUUGUAUUGCUGUUGUUGGGAUUUACUUCUUGGCACUCAAAUUUUCAACAAUGUAUUAAGUACCAUAUUCAAUAAACUAUAUAUUGUUAAUUUUGUCAGAA
Molecule: messenger RNA, 1353 nt
Organism: Camellia sinensis
Lineage: Eukaryota; Viridiplantae; Streptophyta; Magnoliopsida; Ericales; Theaceae
Product: putative mannitol dehydrogenase
Molecular function (GO): oxidoreductase activity, acting on the CH-OH group of donors, NAD or NADP as acceptor; zinc ion binding
Source: RefSeq, a predicted model, not a curated record